UACAAACUUGUUCUCAAAGAUCCUCGUGGUUUCUUUCUCAUUGCCAUCACGAUCCUUCUUGCGAAUCAACCAUGCCAUCCUCCUCCACUAUUAUCAAACAAGUUGCUUCCAAGAUGCUCAUUCUCAGUGAAAAAGACGUUCGUCGGUGCUUGUCCAUGAAGGAUUGUUUGGAAAUCAAUCGCAAGGCAUUAAUGGCCGUUUCCACCAACAACCCUGUCGCCACAACACUCGCCGGAGGAACGGCCACGGUGCCCACUCGCAUUGGACUGCCAGGUCCCGUCACCAACCAAGAGGGUGCCGAAGAUUGGACGUUGUUCAAACCAGCCGCCUUUUAUGCCUCCGCCAAUAGUAGUAAUUCCUUGAUGGGCAUGAAAAUCGUCUCGAUACGAUCCCAGAAUCCAGCCAACCACGGACUCCCCUUGGUGCCCGCCACAAUAAUGGUAUUGGACGCGGAAACGGGAAUUGCCAAGGCGGUCGUCGCGGGAACCUAUUUGACAGGAGCUCGAACGGCAGCUUCCAGUGGGCUAGCGACACAAUUGGUAUUGUCCAAUAAUAAUAAGGAGGUACAACAUCUCGUGGUGUUUGGGGCCGGGUUGCAAGCCGAAUGUCAUAUUGAUGCCAUUCAAACGGCCAUGGGGGCACCCAUUCCCAAAAUCACCCUGAUCAAUCGAACACUCCCACGAGCGGAACAGUUGAAACAACAAAUAAUGAGUGCCAAUCCACAAAAUGCCGUCACCACCACCGAGGUGGAUGUUGUGUUAUUAGACGACAAGACGGCUAUUCAAGAGGCAUUGUCCACCGCCAGUGUCAUUGCUGCCACGACCAAUGUGACACAACCACUCUUUGAGGACGGUAUGGUGUUACCUGAAGGAUGUCAUAUCAAUGGCAUUGGUUCCUAUACACCGGAUAUGCAGGAAAUUCCCGUCAGUGCCGUGGAUCGAUGCCGGAUACUCAUCGAUACUCCGAAUGCCAAAAUGGUGGGAGAUUUGAAGCAUUUGGCAGAAAAAACUAAUACAGAGCAUCCCAUCACAUUACUAGGAGAUGCGCUGGCAGAUCCACAGAGCUUUUCUCCAGCAAACAAUGGCAGUCUGUAUGACUGUACGUUCUACAAGGGGGUGGGAACUGCCAUUCAGGAUGUCAUGACGGCAGACUUUGUCGUCACCAAGGCCAGGGAGCUGGGAAUCGGAACUGAAGUGGAAAUGUAGUUUUAUUAAUUAAAAUUACUACGUUGUAGCUAGAAAGAGCGAUACUGUAAACGUUGCUGUUGCACUGGCUUGUACUGGUAUUGGUG
This is a messenger RNA of Seminavis robusta, 1291 nucleotides long. The record is from the annotation of a GenBank genome assembly. NCBI's taxonomy places the organism in Eukaryota, Bacillariophyta, Bacillariophyceae, Naviculales, Naviculaceae.